Molecule: messenger RNA, 2135 nt
Organism: Dermacentor silvarum
Lineage: Eukaryota; Metazoa; Arthropoda; Arachnida; Ixodida; Ixodidae
Exons: 5
Coding region: 268-969 (233 amino acids)
Molecular function (GO): zinc ion binding; nucleic acid binding
Source: RefSeq, a predicted model, not a curated record
GCCAAGUCAUUAGUAAGCGUAUGUCAAGCCAUUUCAUUUUAUAAAGUUCCGGCCAUCGUGGUUCCGGCAGGUUUCGGUUAGAAAAACGUUUGAAAAGUUAGAAAAGCGCUGAAGCUUAAGUAUGUCCGGGAUCUUCAUCCUACUGGCCUUCAAAGAAGUUUGAUCGUUCCAUUCCCUUUUCGGUCGGAGAAGCUGCCGGGCCCAUCUGCACAUUGACUUUUGGGAAAUGAGUCAUGCGCUGUUGCCAGACCUUUCCAAGCAUUUGUCAUGAUCGGCCCUCAGCACCUGAUCUCCACUACCCCCAUAUUCUCCGCAUGCGCGACUGCUAGAAAUUGCCACUUGCCUAUUGCACGCCUCUGUCGGAAGCGAACUUUUGCAGAGAUGAAUGCAUCUGCCUAUGCCUGCUCACCUUGUGGGAAAACGUUCACGGGGCCAGAGCCGUACAACCAACACAUAGCCUCGGAGAAGCACAAGAAAAAAAUUCAAAAUGGGCCUGUCCCCUCGUCGAGCCUUGUGUGCGAGCCGUGCCAGAUGAGCUUCACGGGACCUGCUCCAAUGCGAGAUCAUAUGGCCAGUGCAGGCCAUACUAAAGCCAUGGCACAGCACCAGGCAUUGACGGGGCAGGCACUGCUGACCUCGGCAGUGGAGACGACGUCCAUUAGGCUAGCCUGUUCGAGCGCAAACAAAAGCAGUUACUUGAAGUGUGAAGUAUGCAACAUCCCGAGUUUUCCAUGUGCCAAGGAUGCCUAUGACCACUACGAGUCGGAUGAGCACUGGAACCGUAAGCAAGCCGUGCAGUUAGGCAUUGAACCAUCAACUUACCGCCCGGUCGGAUGUCUCCAGCCCUCCAUCAUUAACACUCAAAUGAUCGAAAUACCGACCAAAUUACCCAAGUCCGUGCUGGUCUGCAAAACAGAGGAAAGUUUCGAGGAUUUCUGUAGGAGAAAUAACCUCCCGUUCCUUGUAUGAUGUUACACGAAGCAAAAGCUGAGAUCAUCUGGCUCAUUUGGGAGCACCAUCUGUGUGUUCAUUGAAUGAAAGCCUUUGUUUGUUUGUUUGUUUUUGUCUGUUUUCAUAAUGCACACUUCAACGGAUAGCCUUCUUACCUCGCUGGCAUUUCUGCAAUAAACCUGUAGGUGGACUCAAGAAGCAUUGCUUAAAAUUGUUAUGAAUGCAGGCGAGUUGUAAAUUAUAUAUAAUGUGCACAGCUUGUUUGUUAUGUAACCAGGACUGUCUUGGUACUGAUGAAGUUGCACGAUAUUGCUACUUCACACCGUCUCAGUCAUUUGGACUUGUAGCACUGAAGAUGUGAAAAAUAGUUAUGCAUAGUUGUUUUAUUAAGAUAGAUGCGUUUUUGGUUACUCUGUUCAAACUUCGGAAAUGGUCAUUUACAGUUACAUUUUCAUUGAGUUUUGAAUAAAAAGUGUAUUUACCAAAUUAUGCUCUGUGGCUUACUUUCAUACCUGCCAGCUCUCCCGAACUUUUUCAUAAUGUGCAGAAAUUUAGGCUCGUUCUACAAUUUUACAAAUUUUGUAUCAAGCUUACGAAAAAUAUUCUAUUUGCAAAAUAGUUUUAAAGGUGUUGAAGGAUGAGAGGAUGCACGGUUGCAAAAGAUGCGUUAAAAAAUUGUGACGAUACCUGUACCAACCUUACUACUGUAACACACCUUUUAUUGCACUAUCUUAUGUACUAUCGACCCAAAACGUUUACUGACCAAGUGAUCUGACAAAAAGCUGAAUAUCUCUGAAGCCUCAAAACACAGCCUGGUAUGCCUAUUUCUAGCCUCUACUGGUAUAUGCGAACAACAUUGUGAUGUACGGUUUUACUGGCUACUUUUAAAGGCUGCUCGGAUAUUUAGUAUUUUUUGAGAUCCCGUGGUCCGUAAACUUUUUUGGUCGAUAGUACAUUCUUGCAUGUACCGGUGUGGUGAAAAUCAAUUUCCUGGGUGCUUACUUUGAUCUAGCUUGUUCAGCCAAGCUCCAAAAGCUCACUAAAUUGGCAAGAGUGAAGCUGCUGAAAUAGUCACUGUUAUCUGAAAUCUCACCAUCUGCUGCUCCUAGCUUGCCGCAGCUUGUGAGCAGCGUGUAAAUGUAAAUCGGAAAUAAAGUGCGUAUGUAUCCCACAAACAUCUGUAC